CAUAACUUGCAAGUGACGUCAGUUCCCGUCUUCCGGUUUUGCGUCCGCCAUCACCGAGUACAUACGUCGCAGUGACCGUGCUGUGUUUACGCCUGUGCGGCGGAUCGUUUGGCGUUGUGCGCGUGUUUGCAUCGUUUGCCUUGCCCGUAUGGCGAAGGAGAAUCGUUCAGGACAUUGUCCUGCAUACUUUGAUGAACUUGUAGGACCAACGCGGGCCAGGUACAAAGAAAAAAUAGCCCUGUGCGACGGCGUGGAUCCCUAUGAGCUACGGGUUGGUGCUCAAGCCGCUGUUGAUGCAAGCCUGCUGCCAACGGUUACCCACGUCGACAUUAUAAAUUAUCUGGUACUCUCGACAAAUUAUGUUUCACUUGACCAGAUGAAGGCCUACAAAUCGCUGGACUCACACAAUUACUUUACGAGCGGAUGGGUCCGGAACAUCACUGCCAAGAAGUUGCCGUCUGAGCGUGUCGUCGUGCUUAGUCAGGUAAACCAUUCACAGCGCCUGCGGGAAGCACCACUAAAAGUUUGGCUCUUGGUUGACUUGGAUGGCAGUAUCAUCACUGCCCACUGUACCUGCAUGGCAGGUGCAGGAGAAGCUUGCUCUCAUGUUGGUGCAACUCUCUUUGCGGUGGAAACAGCAGUGCGGAUCAGAGACUCUGCGACUUGCACGGACAAGAGCAAUGUGUGGCUCCCUGCAUACAGCCCUACGACUGAGUUCAAACGGCUCCAAGACAUUGACUUUUCGUCGUCUAAGGCCAAGAAAAAAAGAAUGGACACCAUCCACAUCGAUUCUCCCAACACCCAUCAGCCAUCCCGACCAGUGCCAAAAGUUCCUGCUCCAACACCAGAUGAACUCGAACGGUGCUAUGCUGCGAUAAAAGAGAGUGGAGCUAAUCCUGCAUUAUUCAUGGUUAAUGCAAAAUACAGUUCAAAUUUUCAUCCACCAAAAGAGAAUGAGCCGUGUCUCCUUCGCAGUCUAGGGAGCACAGAAGCCAGAACAGAAGAUUUGCCGGCCUUACUAGUUCGUGCAGAGAAGGUAUUACGUGAACUUAAAAUAACUGACGACAUGGUGACUCGUGUUGAGAGAAACACGAGAGAGCAGUCUAAAUGUUCAAAGUGGUACGCAUACCGAGCUGGAAGAAUUACAGCAUCUGUAAUGAAGAGUGUCUGCACAACGAGUGUGAGCCAGCCAUCAGUGAGCUUAGUGAAGCGAAUUUGUUACCCUGAGAAACAAAAGUUUUCAUCAGCGGCAACAGAAUGGGGACUGCGACACGAGAACACUGCCCUUUCCAGCUACAAGGCCAAAGCAGUGCAGCAGCAUAGAGAUUUUCGUCUUAGAAAGACUGGUGUUUUUUUAUGUGUGGAGUACCCGCAUCUUGCAGCUAGUCCCGAUUCAUUUGUAAGUUGUGCAUGCUGUGGUGAUGGCAUUGUGGAAGUGAAAUGUCCGUACUCUGCAGCGGAUUGUGACAUUUUACAAACAUUGAACAGUCCUAACUGUUCUCUUGAGCAGAGGAAUGGGAAGCUUGUUUUGAAAAGAACUCAUGCAUAUUAUUUUCAAAUUCAAGCACAGAUUGCAGUGUGUCGUGUGAAAUAUUGCGACUUCGUUGUGUGGACACCUACGUCACUUUACACUGAAAGAGUAUUGGAGGAUGCAGUUUUUUUUAAUGAGAUUUUGCUAAAGGCAACUCGGUUUUUUACACACGUUGUUCUUCCAGAGCUGUUCGCAGAGUUUUUUACUAAGAAAGGUGAAGCCGUAGAAAGUGGUGCUGCAACUGCUGCGUAUUGCUACUGCAGAGGCCCGGAAAUUGGAAAGAUGUUGGCUUGUGAUGGCAAAAAGUGCCCUUACAAGUGGUUUCACUACUCUUGCAUAGGUAUCAAGCGGGCACCAAGGCAGAAGACAUGGUUUUGCUCAGACUGUUCAACCUAAUGUCCUUACUAGUCUUCUGUUACAAUGAGAAUUCAUAUGUCAUGUAUACACCACAUGUCUCACUUUUGGCAGUAUUUUUGUAUUUUACUUAUUAUUUAUUUAGUAUUUUACUGAAGUGAGGCUCCAUAAGUGGUAGUUUUAAAGGCAGCAGAGCUUAUGUAGAGGUACUUGUGUGUUGAAACUUUUUUUCCCUUCCUAGGUAUUCACUCUUUGAUACGUGUAA
Molecule: messenger RNA, 2150 nt
Organism: Rhipicephalus sanguineus (brown dog tick)
Lineage: Eukaryota; Metazoa; Arthropoda; Arachnida; Ixodida; Ixodidae
Exons: 2
Coding region: 149-1927 (592 amino acids)
Molecular function (GO): zinc ion binding
Source: RefSeq, a predicted model, not a curated record